AAGCUUUCGUUCACCAUUGUUGUUAGGGCGGCUUUUGAUCGGUCCUUCGUUAAACUCGUGUCAUAAAACCAGCUGGUUCCAGAAGCCAAUGCUGGCAUCACAGAAUGAGUUCAAAAGUCAAGUCUGAAAAGACAAAAGUGAAGUUUGCUCAGUCAAAUAUUAAUCAUGUUUACAAAGGAAAUACUACAGAACCUCAACAUAAACCAACUGUGCGACAAUAUGGGAUGCAAGUUGUCGGAAAGUUGCAGGGAACGCGCCGAUUACCCCCACCAGCUUGGGUCCCCAGUAUCAAGGCUGAAACAGGCGGUCUGGACAGUCGAGUUUCUCUUGUUCCCGCGGGUGGGGGUGGGUGGGGCGCUCCCUCGACUUCCAGUGCUGACCAGCCACCUGUAUCAUCCACGGCAACUGACAGCCUUCCAAUUGUUUCUACCUUACCCUCCGUGAAUGGUGCGCUUUAUAGUGAAACAGUCGGAAAUUCUCUCGAACCAGCAUAUACAAAGUUCGUUUAUGGUAACUCAGAUAUGGGGGUAACGGGUGUAUCAACACUGAAAGAUACUUCAGUCGGUGUGAACGGCUCUGUUAAGACAGAUAAAACUCAAGAUGCAGUAAAAGAUAAAGUAUCCAGUCAACCGCUGAAACCGCCGAGUGAUAAGCCAGGAUCUAGUGGAGGAUUGGCAGCUAACAAACCAUUCUUCCAGAGACCAACUCCGAUUGUAACCACUUCUAGUACUACAACUACGACAUCUAAAUCUGAAAUUCCUGCCAAGGUUGAUGGGGGCGCUCGCGAAAUAGUUGGGGAGCCUUCUGGCUGGGUUGCUAUUGGUCAAGAUGAACCUGACUUCGAUGAACGCAUAAUUUUUAGUGAUGAUGAAGAGUAUGAAGUAAAAUCCAUCCAAUCGACCACAACGACAAACAUAUCAGAACAACCUGCACAGUUUUCGAUCCCACCUCCUAAUACUGUUAAGACCAGUUUGCAUGCUAUGCCUAUGAAACCCUUUGUCAACCCGUCGACUAAUUUACAAGGAGCUUGCGUCACCCAGUCACAGUCGACGGUAUCUCAAAAUAUGUAUGGCUCUAAUUUAAAGACAUCAAACGCUUGGUCCGCUGCGGAUGUUUCAUACACUCGAAACUGUUCAGUUAACCACUCUGGACCUCCACCAAUUAAUCUUCCUUACAGCAUUGCGUCGAUAAAUACUUGUGGGAUUACUUCUGAUGCUAACCGUUCAUUACCAAGUGGACAGUUUAUGAACCAUGUUACAUCUCCAGGCGUUAUAGAUUCGUUCUACUCUACACAUCCACUUCAAAGUCGUUUGGCGGUGUCGAUUGCAAGUGGCAUUACUGACCCUGUAAGGUCAGCAACUGAUGUUGAUGCCGAAUUACAACAGGCUCAGAGGCAAGCACGAACCCAAGAAUUUAAAAAUGCAGUUGAAAGAGCUCAACAGGCAAGAGCACGACAAAAGCUUUCUGAAAGCUGUUCAGCUGAAAGUGAUAACAUGAUACCUAAGUCCGCUCUGGGUCUCUUGCCCAGCAUGUCAGAAAACAGAUCACUUCCAUCUGUUCCUACGCCUUUCACGACUACGGCAUGCCAAUCUGGUCCUAAUUGCUUGUUCCCAGUGGGGGACCAUUCAUCUGUUAAUCAUAUGCUUAACGCUCCUCCUCAUAAUAUGCUUCAUGCGUUUCCAACAUCAGGACCUCUAGAUAUAACGGCCGCAAUUGCCGCUGCGACUGCUGCUGCCAUAGCGUACACAGGUGGAGCAGAUAGUGGGGUCCCAGAAAGAAGUAGAAUUGAAAUGCCUCUUAGUGUCUCCUCAAUUAUUUCUCAGACACAGGUGCCAAUGCCUGUUAGUUCAAACACAGCAACUGCUGGCACAUGGCAAGCUCAGUUUGGUUCUAACAAUUCAAUGCCUGCCGCUAUGGUCCGAUUGCUUUCUCAGCAGCCUCUUAUGGCACAGUUACUACAGAAUGCUCUUAAAAUGUCUGCGGGUAAUUCUCAAGUACCUAAAUCUGCUCAGAAUUCACAAGGUGUGUUUUUAAAUCCAGACUUCUCUGUUGAACGUUUCCUCGAGAUUUUCAAUCAGUCACAGAUGAAUUGGCCUCAAGGGCCUCCUAUUAGUUCACCCAAGAAUACGAUCUCUUCAGAAUCAAAUGCUCAGGUCGCGAUAUCUACCCUGCGACAUGAUCAGUCUUCUACUAGUACUGUGGAUUCAUGUCUACGAAACCAGUAUGCAUCUACAACCUCAGUUUCAGGUAAUCCUGACGAUACUGUCGGUUCACAAAACGUUAAGGAGUCUGAUGGAUCAUGCGAAAAAACUCAUCGAGUUCACAGGGUUUCACAAUCAUCCAGCAGAUCGGAUGUUACUGUAGUUACUACCAGCUCGACUGUAACAAGUAGUAAUUCUCCUAGUCAACGAACCACUCGUGUUCCUGGCUUAAUGGAUAUUAAAGUAUCAUGCGCAUCAUCUCAACACUUGGCUCAUCUCUGGGACAAGGAAGAUCACUUACUGGAUCCAGCAAGCCGUGGUUCUCGGGGUCGUGGAAAGAGCUUGAUGUCAUACAAGCCUCAGAGAGGAAGUGCUAAGGGUCGUGGAACCACUAAAAGCCAUCUUUUCGAAGCUGUGACAAGUGACUUCAAAUCUAUGAAUCUUCGCGAACCAUGUGAUCCACAAUAUUCUGCAGAUGACUAUGAUGUAUCACAUCGUUCACACAGUGUUUCAAAGUCGUCGAAAUCCUGGCGUUCGAAACCAUCACGCAGCGUUGAUGAUUCAGUUAUAGAUGCCUAUAAUAUGAAUUCACGGGUCAAAUCUGGAUUGACUGAUGACGAACAUAUGAGAUACAGAAAGCAGGUUCGAAAUAUAACAGACGAUAAUUGUUGGACGCGUACAGAUCUGAACAAUAAUAGUUCACCUUCUGUGUUGUCUAGCGAAAGUGAGAGUAAUGGAUGCGGUAUCCUUAGUGACGUUCAAGAAGGUGAUGGCACUGAAGAUGACAAGAGUUAUAACCGAUUCCGUAACCAGUCUGGGAAAAAAAGGAAUCAGCACCUAGGUAAAUUCUCACAUCCGAAUCAAGCUGGAGUGUCUGAUAAUAACGAUAGAAAUAAAAAUCUCAGUACAUCAUACAACAGACGAGGUCAACGUGGUCGUGUCGGGACAAAUAGUCAUUUUACAAGUUCCAGGAGUUAUACUACAGAUGAUUUCUCUUCAUACUCGAAACGUUAUUCAAAAGGUUCGGAACAAGACUAUUAUUGGCGUCAACAUUAUGGUUCUGGGUCCAGAGGAGUUCGUACAGGUCAUUCUGUCGGAUUGAGCAUUGAUCAGCGCAAGAAUCAUAGUAACGAUGAUAUCCUUUACAGAGCAUCUGAGCGUCAAGCCUCUCGAAGUAUUACUUCUGGCAGCUUUACUGGAUAUUUUGGUGGUCGAAUGACUCGUUCAUACGCACAAUAUGAAUCAUCUCGUGAUCAGAACAAGGAUUUAGAUAGUCAAUAUUACGUUACAAAUGGUCGUCAGAUGAGACCACAAAAGAUGUAUUACAGUCAUAAGGGACAGUUUUCAAGUACCACUGAUUUUUCUCAUGAGUAUGUUGCUAGUGACAACGAUGAAAAUAAGUCUCACAGUCGAUCAACUAAUUACCCUGAUAGUAAAGCGAAGGUUUAUGCUGUCAGUGGACGUUUCCAUAAAACAUACAGAAAAAACCCAACAAACGCUACCACAAAGUCUGAGUUAAACACUCAGCCACAUAUUGAUACUGAACAGGUAACUAAACUGACACUGGAUAGUACUAAUAAUCGGACGGAAGGUAUAGAUGAUCCUGAAGUUCCCACCGUUCGUGUCCCCGCUUCAGAUUCAGUUAUUAUGAACUCCCAGUACUCUAAAACGCGUACUAAUCGUUUUGCCACCCACAAAGUUUUAGGGACAUCCAAACGCAUAAGUAGUCGUGCUAGUCAAAAUCAUCAAUCAAAACGUCUUAACGGCUCUGUUAUUCAUACCACUCGUCGCUAUCGAGAAAUGCGGGAUCGAUACAAUGAUGAAAAAGAUGGUGAUGGAGGUGCUGCUGCUGGCGGUGUAGGCCGGUCUGGAACAUCUAGUGGUGUGUCUGCUUCCAUUAUUUUUAAGACUGGAACUGGUGGAAAUAGUAAUUCUCGUGGUGGCAAUCAAUGCAGUGGUAAUGGUGGUCAUACUGAUUCUGCUGUCGAUUUCGUUGAUCAAGGAAAGCAAAGCAACAAUAGUGAAGUUGUUUCAAAUACUGCUAACGAUCCGCUUGAUGAAAAUAAUGUGAACUCACGAUCUCUUAUGCGUCGGCGGCAAGCGGUUGUGGUAACCGGGAAUACUAGCGAUACAAAUGAUGUUGAUGAAUGGGAAACAGCAUCUGAAGGGUCAUUUUCCUCUGAAACUAUUAAGAACUCGUCAAAGCCGCUGUCAGAUGCAAACAAACGAAAAGAUUUUUCCGAAAUAUCUACUUCUUCCCACCUAAAAAAUGAUGUAAAGACUUCAAAAUCAUCUCCCACAGUUACAAGAGGCAAUCCAUCCAGCUGUCAUGUUGCUGAGGCAACUAUUAAUCAUCGUCAUCAUGACAAUGAUGACACAGAAGGGGGUACCAGUCCAAGAUCUGCUGCUGGUGGGAUUGCUUUACAAACAGAAUGUUCUAAAGUCUCUUCUUCCCCAUCAGUUAUUAGUGGAACUGUCCAGAAAAAUGAAAAGUCUCAAUUAUCAGGAGGAAGUUCCACAAACCAACAUAGCGCUUACCGUAGCACCACACGUGCCUCUCGAUGUGGAACCACUUUUUACCACAAAAGAAAUGAUAUAUCCUCAAUACCGCCUUUAAUGUCUAUUAAGCCUCAUGUCUCAUUUCCCGAAAAUUCUUAUGCUUUGGAUUCCUUGUCUACAUGGACUAGUCGUGCAGAGCGAAGAAAAGAAACAGUCUUCAAGGAUGAUUCCGAUAAGUUCUCGCAAUCAGGUAAAGAGUUCGAUGAGUUAAAUCAAGACUUUUUUGAAGAAGAUACUCCACAUGGGGAUGGGUUUACAAAAGUUGUCUCGAAAGCAAGCAAGUAUUUUGCACGUCGACGAAUGCAGCAAGAAGUUUCAGUUUCUGGUGUCUUGAACACAAGAAAGUUAAAUACUUCCUCUAGAAAUGUUGGUAAUGUAAGCCAAGUAUAUUCCAGGGAGGGUUCAACUUUAACUACCACUCUUUCACAAAACUAUGUACAUACAAGUGACCAUAAAAGUCAAUCAAGUGGGCUAUUGAGAAGUUUGUCAGGUAAAAAGAAGUCUCUCCCAACUAAAGUAAGUUUUAUGGGUCCACCAUUAUGUUUAGACGCAACUUCAUCACUAUGCACCGUUACAACUUCUGUUUUGUCUGGUCAAACUAACCAACCAGUUCCUUGUAGUAGCAGUUUGUCAUCAACACCUACAUCAUCUGUGCUGCAGAAGAUUUCUUUUCCAACUACUCGUACAUGGUCAAAAGUUGUUGGGACAAAGUUUGCGAAAUCUCCACCUGAAAACCAUGGUGACUCUACAAAAACAUCGUCAGUUUUACUCAAUUCAAAUUCAGUCUGGCAAUCAGAACAUUCGAACCACGUAAUUACUGAGGAAUCCAAUGAAGAUAAAAAGUUAGUAGACAACACAGCCGCUACAACAACCAGUAACACGGAUUCAGUGGUGAACUCCUCUUAUGCCUCCAUGCAGUCGUUAUGGUCGAUAGGUGAUAGCGUACCGCAAGCUAACAAAAAUCAUUCAAACAAUAAUACUUUGCUCUUGGCUAGUAGUACAGUUCAGGGUACGGUUGUUCCUUCUGCUGGUCCGCUAUGUACUGUUAGUCCUUCAACUACAUUUUCAUCUCAAAUUUCUAAUAACAUUUGUAAGGUCAAACCUCAACAACAACAGCUUCUUCAGGUUACUUCCAUCUCACCUCUUGUUUCGACUUCUAUGCACUUGAAUCUUCUUAGCCCAUCUAAUAAUAAUAUUAUUGAGAAUAUCUCCACUGCAGAUUUGAUAGGAGAAACAGAAAGAUCUGACUUCGAAUGUUGUGGUGACAUUGGACGCUCUAAUGCCCUUUUAAGACCGCCUAUCUCAGAUUUAACAACUUUAUCCAGUAAUUCUUUUCAGUCUUGGUCUUCCUCAAAUGCUCUAUAUACACCAUUCUCUUUAUCUAAUGUUCCUAUAAAUCGUCAUGAAAGCAACAUGUUUUCCGGUAACGUUUGGCCGACAGCUGAUCAAAGUAUGGAUGUGAAUAUUAAUUGCAUGACAGGUUCGUAUAAUGCUAAUUCUAAUCAACCACACUUUCAAAAUCAAAUGAGUUCUAAUAUUCUUUCAAAUGUUUUAACUCACAAUAAUACCGUCCCAUCAUUGGAUAGUAUGACUAAGCAGUCGAAUAUGUCUAUCACACCUAGGCAACAGCACAUACAGUCUUAUCAAAACUCAAUAUUGACACCCGCAGAUAGAGUAAACAUAUACUCCAGUGGUCCAUAUGGAAAUAACUCUGCAGAAUUAGGGAAACUAUCAAACAACAUAUGUGUUCCGUCUCAACAAAUGACUUUUGUAUCUGCAGCGCCUUCAUUAUAUGUUCAUCCACAGUCAACUACAAUUCAGCCGGCACCUUCUCGUUCUUUUCACCAUUCCUUGUCAAUUCCGAUUCAGUCACAAAUGAGUCAAGCUCGGAAAUGCAGACAACAGGUACCACAUCAAAUGGAUCCAUCCACAUUCACUGCUGGGUAUUCGAGUUUUCCCACGGACGUAAAAAAUGAAUACAAUUUCCCUCCAUCUAUUGCUGGUUGUAUUCCACCUCCUCCUUCUGUUGGCUUGUAUUCAGCCAUUCAUCAGUCUAAUUACCCACAGAAUUCAGGAAGACAUGCGAUCGGAUUUCCAACGACUGUAAAUUCGUAUUCUCUUCUUGGAAACCCUUCUGCUACUUCUAACCUUCAAGCCGCUGGACAACCAUUCGCCCCAGCGAUUGGACCAGCUCCUGGAAACGGUGGAGGUUUAUUACCUCACCCUGUUCCUCAGGGUGGAUACAACAAUACACCUUGUCAUUUCCCGACACCCAUCACUUCAAAUUCUGUCUCAAAUUAUGCCAAUGCUCCUAACUAUGUAGGCGUGAUUGGAGGAGGGCGUCCCAGUACUGACCAUUCAAAUGCUACUGUUCGACAAAGAGGUUUACAGCAUCACAAUUUAUUCCCCCAUCCAAACCUCCCACAGUCACCCUCAGCGCAAGGACAACAGUCCUUUCAGUUGCCAUCCAGUUUUUAUCCGUCGAUUUCACCAUCGCAUCAACGCGUAUCACUUCAGCAGUUUGGAGGUACUUCUCGUGCAGCAAUUACUGGACCAAUUAAUCCGCAAAAUGGACUUUAUGGUCCAGCAUUUGGUGGGGCUUCUCAUCCACCAAAUCAAGCCACUCCACCUCCUAUCGGACAUCAGUUGAAUCCCAUAGGUUUUUAUAGUAAUCCGUUCCAAUAUCCAUCUCGUCCAGGUAAGGAUUUGGGUUGAACAUAGUUAUAUCCAACAUGUCGUAUCAUCUUUGUUUGCCUUGAUUGUUAGUGUAACACAGUCACAUUUUCUGACAUUGUCUGUCAUUGAAAGACGUACUUCAAAAGUACAUAAACCUUGUGAAGGCUCUUAACUCGAACACUAACAACUUAUGGCAAACUGUCAUCUGAUUUUGCAACCUCAAGUGGUGUCCGGCGAAGCUGUCCACUUUCUCUAUUUCUUUUUAAUUUCAUCAUAGACUUACUGACGAAAGUCUGUUUGGCUUUUGCUAACUUAGAUCAUCUGUGGCGAAGGCGAGAUAUCCGUCUAUCAAUUAAACGAUGAGUAUACUGAGAAACAUUUCGUUUUGUUUUGCUUUACGGCUGCGGAACAUGACCAUUAAAGGUUGAGGAUACCAGUAAGUUACUAGUAUUUGAUCACAGAUGUUUUAGAAAUAUAGCUCUCAUCUGCUGGGAUCACCGGGUGGUAAGUAAUGGUAAGGUUAGAUGCAUGGUAUUAGGGAAUGAUAAUAAAUCAGUCGAUGAGGUUGUGAAUCUCCAUCGACUGAAAUGGUUGGGCCUGAAAACCGUUUACCACGACGUGCAAUUCUGACCAUUGUUGGAGACUAUGGGAAGAUAGUUGGGGGUUGCCAAACCAAAGCGUAGCAUCAGUGCUUAAAGUCACUUAUUUCUAGUCUGAGCCAUGUUGGUAGAUGUAGACUACUUGGUUGGGGUCCGCGUGACUAUCGUAAUCAAUGGUUGGAGAUUCUGGGUGACAGGGCUCAGAAUCGAUCACAAUGGCGUAGGUGUAUACACCCUCUAUCAUCCCUUCAACUAUGAGAUUAAAAUCGUUUUAUAUCUUUCUUUCUACGAACCAAUUAUUUUUUUCUGUACUAUAUUCUUACAUAAGAUCUUUUAUAUAUUACACCAUUGAGUUAACUGAUUCUAUGAAUCCGGUGUUUAUGUUGUUGUGCUAAUGCGGUAUGACAACUUGGACCGGUGCAUAUAUGUGCCUGGUACUACGUUGUAGCUGACUGAUACAAAGAUUUUGGUUUUUAGCUUAAUACGAAAAUAGUUAUAAAUUUAUCGUGUAAUGUUGCUUCACUUCCUCAGUUUUUCUUAUUAGUACAAUGUAUAUUUGUGAUUCCACUUCAAGUAAGUUAUCUAUUUCUUUUUUCACCAUUUCUUACAUUCUUUACAGACGGACUUCACUGACAAAUCAUCCGUACAAUGUGUUUUUUGACUUUUAUUGUGGAGAAUAAUUUUCCGAGUUUUGUGCUUCCAUCCUUACUAUAUAUCGUAUGAUCAUGCUGUAGUCUUUUCGCAUUACAAUUGAAAAGUGGUCAAUACUUGUCUUAAAAUGCACAUCAUUUUUGUAGAUCAACUGUAGUAGUCUUGACCAGUUUUUCUAUAAACAGGAUAUUUUCUUUUGAUUUUUUGUUUGUGUCAAUUCUAUGUCUCUUUGAGUUUUUAUUAAAUUAAAUGUUUGACUGUAAAUUCUGUGUUUCUUAUGAAUCCUUGUCAUGUUAUACAUUGUCUAUUAAAUUGUUAACACGAUAGCUUGUGUUUCCGAUUGAUUGCCUUGACUAGUGGUGAUUUUAUUGCUCUUUCUCUAUUUUUCAACUUGAGAAUCCCAUAUAAUUCUUCUUGUCUAUCUAUGAUUUGACAAUUGAUCUGCAGUUUUACAUAUUAUCAUUAUCAUCAUUUAUAAUUGUUGUACACGUUCCCCUUCUGCCCAUCGGCUAACUUGAUUGGUUAUUCUUGUAAACAGGAUAUAUACAUAUAUUUACAGAUAUAUGUCGUUUACAUUUGCCUGAU
Messenger RNA from Schistosoma intercalatum, 9271 nucleotides. NCBI's taxonomy places the organism in Eukaryota, Metazoa, Platyhelminthes, Trematoda, Strigeidida, Schistosomatidae. The record is from the annotation of a GenBank genome assembly.